AUGCUGUUAGGCUGGCUUUUCAAGGUUUAUGCAAGCUCUGGUGAGACAGUCAACUUUGCCAUAGCUCAGGGGAGGGAAAACUGCCCGCCUGGAAAGCCAGAUUGCAAUCAAGACAGGAUGGAUUUGGUAGGAUCUGGGACACUCUCUCAUGUCUAUCUUGAGAAUCCACCACUCUGGUGCAGCAUUCCUGAAACACGAGGUCUCUUUUAUGACGACGGCAAUAAAUUACUUCUUUCUCCAACAGCUGAUCAGGUUUUACCUAUUUCUAUAUGGUUUACAGUGUUGGAUUUUUCGCAUUUUUUAUUUAUUUAAUACACUUGUCAGUUAGAUUUAAUUCAGGUUUUUGAUUGACGAGGUCUGUUAUUUCAGGUUUUGUCAUGGAAAAUUGGUCCAUCUAUCCAGCAUGAUCCUCCUAAUUCGGAUUCAAUAAGCGAAGGGGCAGUUUUAUCCAUAAGAUAUUCUCUAGAUGGAAAACUAAUUGGGAUCCAAAGAUCAAACAGUGAGAUUCAAUUUAAAAAUAGAGAUACUGGGGAUAUCUUUAGUCGAAAAUACAAGCCAGAGUCAGAGUGCAUCCUUGGAUUUUUUUGGACUGACUGCCCAGCAUGUGAUGUAGUAGUUAUAAAAUCAAGGUAUCAAAGCAGUCAAUAUAUUCAGGAGGCAUCGCAUGAUAUGUUGCUGAAUUUGUUAUGCUUGGUCUUUGCCAUCUUGGUUUAGCAUAAUGCAUGCACUGACCAUCAUACACUUAUAAACCUUAUUUGCAUACAUCUUGACGACCUUUGCAGUUUUAACCUUUGCCUUCAACCCUGUUUCUUAUCUUUUCUUCUUCGUUGCAAUUUUUUUAAAAUCAAUGGCUGAAUUAUAUAUAUUUUCUUGGAAACUAGCCAAAACGUUAUAGAUCAAAUAAAAUCAAAAGGAACAUUUUCAUACUCAUAGUUAGUACAUUAAAUGUAAUUUGGAUUAAAAGGAAGUAACUAAAAGUCAUAUCUAUAAAGACUUUCAGCUGAUAUAGCAUGUACAUUCCCAUGCAGAGAUUGUGAUGUAUAGUUGGCACGUAAGUUGCUGUAAGCAACGACAUCAGUUGAUGGUGGUCCUUGGCCUUGUGACUAUUGACCUGAGUUAUUUUCUUAUCUCUCUCCACUCUUCUUGUGUCUUCGUUCAAGAGAGAUUAAAAGGUUCAUUCUACAAGGGAGAUUCAAGCAAUAAUGGCUUGUUUCUAGCCUGUUGUUUAUAUAUUUUUUCAUUUCUUUUUAUGAUAUCAAGCGGGGUUUGGUGUUCCUGUUUAUAAUUGGAUUGAGUUUGUAUACUUCUAGUUUCAUGGUAGCUCCUCCAAUUCUUGCUUAAUGAUGUACCGUAUUUCAUCUGACAACAUUCUAUGUUAGUCGAUGAACCUCUGAGGUUUUCUUUCAUUUAGGUUUUGGUUCCUGAAUGAAAUUUUAUUCUACAUAAGGAAAGUAUAUGGAAUUCCAUUGUUAAAGCUGUCGCAACAAAUUCUCAGCAGAUUAUCUUGUUCCAUAUUUCGUCCGUAAUAGAAUUCUAUGUCAACCUAUACAUGUCUGAGAGUUCCUAUCUUUGGUUUUUGUUGCAUCAUUACAUUGGGAUGUAUUUUAUUCUCGACGAUGACUGUGUAUCUAGAAUCCUGCUCUUAAAAUUGUAGUCUAUCUAUCAUUUGAUAUAUUCUUAUUGUACUCUUUUUAAACGAAUUCUCAGUGGACUGGACUUGCUAGCCUAUGAACCUGAAUCUAACACCCUACGAUUGGUGGAAGUGAAGAAAUUUAAUGUCAGCUGGUAUGUUUAUACUCAUGAGAGUCGGUUGAUUCUUCUUGCUUCUGGAACGCAGUGCAAGCUCAUCUCAGGAUUUCAGGUACGCCUUUAUCACUGAAGAAGCUCAGGAACUUGUUUGUGUUCUUGCUAUUCUCCAUUCUAGUAGACCACUUUGAUGUAUAUUUGUCCACUAUCCAUGUCACGUACUAUUUAACUUUUUAUAUUUUUGUAUCCAAGUAUAUGCAUCCAAUGACCUUUGAAUGGAAGUUUUGUAACACCUGCUGCAUAAUGUGAUCGUGAUUUUUAGUGGUAGUACUCGGGGAGGCUGAGUUGUUUUCAUUCUGUGAUUAUAGAAUUGGAAUGACAUUUCUUUUCACUCCCCCUCCCCCCCAUGCACAUCCAGUUCUCAUCUGGAGGGAUCGUCCGCCUUCCAAAGUUUGAGAUGAUGAUGGCCAAAACUGAUGCAAAUCAGAGACCUGUUCUUGCUGCAGAAGAUAUGCAUAUUGUUAUACUGUAAGCCAUUAAACCCAGAUUCUGUUGCUUGAACUCUUUUCCUGCUAAGAUCACUUUGAUGAGUUUUCUUCUCAUUUAAUGCUUUUUUAAUCAUCUAUUAUUGUCUGUUUAUGCUCGUUUUUUAUUUUUCAAUUCUUGACAAACAUGGUCGGGUGGUACCCUUCAUGAUUACCAUGCUAGAAUCAUCUUCUCAUUGAUUGUUACUACUGCCCUUUGAUUGUGUCUGUUCAUUCAAUUCGCAGAUACGGUAGGAUAUAUUGUCUUCAACUUGAUAGGGUUGGUGGACAACUACAAUUGUACAGGUUUUAUCGUGAUGCUGUUGUGUACCAGGUACCACUUCACUAGUGCCUUUUUUUUUUAAUUUUCCAUUUUACAUUUCAUGCUCUUUUUUUUCUUUAAAAGAAAAAAAAACCAUUUUCCAAUUAAUGUGAACCGUGGAAAACAAGUGUUAGAAAGUAUUUUACAGAGUAUCAUGGAUAUUUUUGGCCUUAUUAUUGAUCCUUUUUUUAAGCUUCCUCUAAUAUCUUAUUUUGAAAAAGAAUUGAUUAAGCCAAGUUCAUAUGUCAACAAAUAAAUCAGCGGCAAUUUUAUGUGAAAUGCAUACUUUCUCCUACAAGGAGGUAGUUUUGAUCUUAGACUCCACAUCCUGCCUAAGUAAUCAUCAAUAUUACUUAAUGUUUCAUAAAAUAAACAUUAGUACUCGCGUUUUCAUGGCUUCCAGAAUUAGUAAAUUAUGUAUCUGAACUGUCGAAACAUGUCCGGUAGCUAAGCUGAUUUCCUGGUUUACAUCAGUUGGUAUUAUUCUGGAUAUGUUUACAAGACAGCAUAUUUAAAGAUCCAAUGACUGCCAAGUAAAAGAUAGUGAAGAACUUGAUGAAGAGCCUGGAAGGUAUAGGAUUGCAAAACUUCUACUUUAAUGCAUUAUGAAAUGAGUAUUUGAGUGGACCUUCCAUGAAAAUUAUUAUCUCAUUAUUCUUCUUAUUCGUCAUAAUAUCUUAUUAUUCUUCAUUUUUAAUAUAUGAAUGAAACAAGAAUGGAGGCAUUUAAUCACAUUAUUUACCAAUAUCCCGCGAUUAUCUGUAUUUCAGGGUUCUUUACCGGUUUACUCAUCCAAGGUGGCAGUCAGCGUGGUUGACAAUGUCAUUCUCGUGCAUCAAGUUGGUGCGAAGGUUGUCAUACUCUAUGACCUAUUUUUAGAUUCUCUGGCGCCAAUAUCAGCUCCACUUCCUCUCCUGCUGAGGAGCAUCCCUCUGGCAAGUUCAUCUUCCUCUCAAGAGAGCACGCGACUGGCUGCUGCAACUGCUGAUGGCAGAUCGUUGAGUGGGUAUGAAGGGAUGAUAUAUGGGGAUGCCUGGACCUUUCUUGUACCUGAUCUUGUCUGCGAUACUGAGCAUGGAUUGGUGUGGAAGCUCCAUUUAGACCUGGAGGUGGGCCAUCCGAUCAUCAUCUCAAUGCCAUCAUACUUCUCUUCAUUCAUUCCAUAAGGGGAUGCAGAGUUGACCACAAUCCUUCUCCUCCACAGGCCAUUGCUACCAGCAGCUCAGAUGUUCCUUCUGUGCUUGAAUUCCUUCAGCGGCGAAGAUCUGACCCAAUCAAGGUAGAACCCAAUCUCUGUGCACAUUUUAUAUAUAUAUAUAUAUAAAUAUUAAUUUAUUAAUUUCAAAAUCUGGGCACCGCUGCAUGUUUGUCUGCCUGCUGCAUGAAUUUUCCAGAAUAAGCAACUAUGUUUAGGGAUGAUGCGGACCAUUAUUCUGGAAAGAAGGCCUGUAUCGUUUAUUUCUAGGGCAACAGAUGCGCUGGCCGCCUCUUAUUCUCAGUACAGCAAGACAGGAGCGACUGGUCAGGGAGGGCAUACGGAUCGCUCCUCAUCUGUGGCAGAGAAUGAAGCCCAGCAGUCAUCCAGUAGAGAAACAGAGAAGGAACGCCUUCAACCUCCUGCAGCCUCCACAGCUGGGAGUACUCAGCCGGGGGAUUCUAAUGGCGAUCUCCAAGCUUCAGCUGGUGGAGAAAGGGGGGAAGGCAGUGCUCAAUCUGGGUCUCCUCUUGUGCCUGACAGCAGCAGAUCCUCUGUGGCAGUCUCCCCUGAUGAAAUGAACCGCCUCGUCUUUGCUGCUGUCGAAGAGGAGAUGGCUGGAGACCUUCCAUAUUUAGUAUCUGUAAUUGUGGAGUUCCUGAAGAGGUAAGCGCCAUCGUCAUCGUCAUCACCAUCAUCAUCAUCACCAUUACCAUUACCAUUACCAUUACCAUUACCAUUACCAUUACCAUUACCAUUACCAUUACCAUUACUAUUACUAUUACCAUCAUCAUCAUCAUCAUUCUUCAUCAUCUUCACCAUCAUCAUCAUCUUCUACAGCGCUUUAAGUGAGAAGCUCAGAGUUUCUUCAAAGGUGUAUGUGAUGAUUGUACAGCUGCUUGCUCGCAGUGGUCACCAUUCAGAGCUGGCUCAGUUUAUUUUUAGGAAGGUGAUUUCUCCAAUCAUGCUUUGCUUCUGAUUACUCUAAAGUUUUGGGAUAAAUGUCUGAUAUAUUUAUUUUUUCCAUUUUAAAAAAAAUAUGUUUGUUAUUUAGGAGGUUGAGAACGUAGAUCUAAUUAUUUGAAGGGUAUUCCUGGUCAAGUUGGUAUCUUGGAAAAUAUAUAAAAUGAUAGAUGAUAAAUUCUCCAGAAUUUAUGGAAAGAUGUAUUCCUCAAAUUUUUCAUUCGGAAAUCUAAAUUUUAUAAAUUAUUUUCAAGUUUUAGAGAGGUCUCUGGGAUGUAUAUUUUUUAUUUUUUUGAUGAUGCUCUUGAUAUUUAUUUGAGGGAUAGUUUUCAUGCAAAAUAAAUACAAUCAGCAAUAAUAAUAGAAUUUAAAAUCUACCUAUAAAUAGCAUCAUAUGGAAUUAUCUUGAUUUAUGGCUCGAAUUAUUAUUACAAUUCUAUUGUUUCCAGCUUGAUAAUUGUUGCUUAACUGUGCAUCGGAAAAAUCUCAUUUUUAUGGAUUAAAUGCAAACAUUUGGAAAAAUCUGUGAGACCCAUUUUUUCUAAUUUCUGAAGCGAUCGAGGGCGUAAAUCAGUUCAUAAAUAAUAAUAAUUUUUCUUUUUUUUCUGGAAUCAUUUGUCAUGUUCUUCCUCCAGAUUGUGGAACCAUCGAAAGAUGUCGCCUUCCAGCUGAUAGAAUCUGGGCGUGAUCAUCCUCACACGAGGAAGCUGGGCGUGGACAUGCUCAGGCAGCUCUCCCUCCACCAUGAUUAUGUUCUCAUGCUCCUGCAAGAUGGCUACUAUCUGGAGGCCAUGCGUUAUGCUAGGAAGAACAAGGUGGACCUGACCUGCUCACAGUUUAUUUAUUUAUUUAUUUUAAAAUAAUUAUUAUAAUAUAUUUAUUUUAUUCUAUUAAUUUCGGGUGAUGAUGAUGAGUUGACUAGAAGAUGCAUAUGAGUUGGGGUUGACCUCCUUAGUCUGACGCUGAGUUGGGGUUGACUUCCAGGUGACCACAGUUCAUCCGGGCACGUUCCUGGAGGCGGCGGCCUCUGGCAGCGGCGGCGGCGGGCCGCAGCACCUGGCGGCAGCCCUGAGGUUCUUCUCCGAUUUCAUCCCGGGAUUCAAGGACACGGCCGAUCACACCAAGUACUGCCAGAUGUUGACCGUCAUGGACUAG
Messenger RNA from Spirodela intermedia, 5905 nucleotides. The record is from the annotation of a GenBank genome assembly. NCBI's taxonomy places the organism in Eukaryota, Viridiplantae, Streptophyta, Magnoliopsida, Alismatales, Araceae.